AUAUCCUGCAGCAUACAUGCGCUUUGCUUUCACCACAAGUCCAUACACUUAUACAUAGACUAGUUUGUACUGAAGUACAUACAGAUGAGCUGAAGAUUUAAGACCUUUGCGUUCAUACAGAUGCAAUGAGAAGCUCGUAGUAGUAUAAGAGGAAGCAGCGUUACGCACGGGCACAUUUUCACUUCUUAUUUACUUCGUGCGCUUUUACGCACCAGAUGCAACACUAACUUCAGCUGUACUGUAUGUGCCAAAGAUCCGCAGCUGGGAUGAAGUAAAUAAAGAAGAUCUCCUUUAUCUCGCUAUUAUAAACAUAUCGAUCCUUCAUCAUAAUCAAAUGCUGUAGAUAUGAAGCAGAUUGUUAAAUCCAACAGGACACCGACAGAGUCUCACCUCAUGACCGGAGGAAGAGCACAAUCAGCCGGUCGACAGACAUCUUUAUUGGACGAUCUACCUGAGAAGUACCUGAGUGGUCAGUGGCCACGUGAGCCACAUCAACCCCGGCCCUCUUCCACGAACGAUAAAGCUACGCAGACACCUGGCUUUUGGAGUUACGACGGAGGAGAGGUGAACAUGCACAAGCGCUCGGCAUCGUGGGGCAACGCUGACCAUCUCAUAGAGAUCGCUAAACUCCGGCAGCAGCUACAGCUCAGUUUGAAGGGAAGUCGCACUAUGAAGGAUAAGGAAGAUGUAACAUCAACACAACUCAAUCAAACACAGCCAAAGCCUGUCUCAGCAUCUUCAUCUAAUCCUAUCCUUUCACGGCCUCUCAUACGCAGAAUGCCCAGCUAUAGUGACUGCAUUAACCAGGAGUUAGAAAGUGUGUUUAUCUGUCAAAACUCGGGGAGGACAAACGAAAAGGCUUUAGAGGUGCGAGAUGGAGGCCGUGCACCUGUUCCACCUCCUCAUCACAGUGAUCUUCAGACUCAAAGUAUGGAGGCACAGAUCUCCUCUCCUACUCUAGAUAUUGAAAAAGAUAACAGAACCAGUUCACCUGUUCCCCGGCUCACCUGCUCUCCCAAACCUAACCACAGUUUCACCUUUAAGCGUGAACCUCCUGAGGGGUGUGAGAAAGUCAAAGUGUUCGAAGAUAUUGCGACACAUGGCUUUCCCAUCUUCUCCUGUCCGGACAGAAACAAGGUGAACUUCUCUCCAAGCGGCUCAGCCUUCUGUCCCGUCAAGCUGCUGUGUUCAUCGUUUUUCCCAGGAGAACGUGCUGCUCGUCCCAGUUCUCUGGAUAAUCUCGCAGGACAAAUGUCCGGAUCGGAGGCCACGGCACUAAACGGCUUCCAUCCCGUACCGUCCGAACGCUGUAGUAUUACAAAGUGCCUGCUGCUCAGUUAGCCAAUCGGAGCUAAGAAACGAAUCUACCAUAAGCUGUUGGAAACAACCCAGAAAAGACUUUCUAGUUUGUAAGGGUUGCACAAAAGGAUCCAGAUUUUCUUACCUGUGUGCUUUCUAGUCAUUUUGCUGGAAUGCACAAACCUAUACUUAACCAUACAGUACCAUCUUACUAACCCGUUUAUAGGAAGUAGACAUAUAUGGGCGGUUUCUCAGACAGGGCUUAUCCUAGUCCCAGACUAAAAUGCAUGUUUAAAUUUAAAAACACCUUGUACUUAUCUUAACAUAUUUCGGUGUCAUUGUUUUGUCUUAAGAUGCACACUAGUAAUGUUAAGGUAUGUUUGUAAAAACUAUUUGAAUGUCCUAAUAUAACCAAGGCAUAGUCCUGGAUUAAUCUUAAACCUGUCUGGAAAACCGCACCAUGAUGUAAAAGGAAUAGCUGACAAGCUACGGUUAUCAAAUAUAUUGCAUUAAACAUAACUCGCGUUUAACUUCCAGUAGGGCUGUGAGAAAUUUUAUACAAAUAAUUAAUAUUUGUCAGCCGUUUGAAGAUAUUAAAUGCAUUUGAUAUGCUUUCGUAUUUGCUUUGAAUUGGCUCAAAAGGGUUUUGUUAGUUGUUGACUGUCAUUUGAACCAAACAACCAUUAUUGACAAGUCAAGAAAAAAGUCAACUACAGUAAGUGUCAUCAAAGAUAUAUUUUUGGACGUUCGAUAUAUGAUUCAUCCCUAAUGUCAAACCAUUAUAAAGUGCGUUUUCUUUUCUUUUUCAUGUUUCAAUACAACUCCUGGAUCCUUACGUUAAAGUGUACUUAUUAAAGAAUAAUAUUUGCAUAUAUUUA
Paramisgurnus dabryanus is the source of this 2177-nucleotide messenger RNA. It is a transcript of the gene glcci1b, whose product is annotated as glucocorticoid induced 1b. Gene Ontology annotation, cellular component: cytoplasm. The record is from RefSeq and is a predicted model, not a curated record. Gene Ontology annotation, biological process: podocyte development. NCBI's taxonomy places the organism in Eukaryota, Metazoa, Chordata, Actinopteri, Cypriniformes, Cobitidae.